This is a messenger RNA of Eutrema salsugineum, 2021 nucleotides long. Its product is annotated as DEAD-box ATP-dependent RNA helicase 22. Gene Ontology annotation, molecular function: RNA binding; ATP binding; RNA helicase activity. NCBI's taxonomy places the organism in Eukaryota, Viridiplantae, Streptophyta, Magnoliopsida, Brassicales, Brassicaceae. The coding region runs from base 126 to 1850 and encodes 574 amino acids. Gene Ontology annotation, cellular component: chloroplast. The transcript is spliced from 8 exons. The record is from RefSeq and is a predicted model, not a curated record.
UUUGCUUAAACCCUAAAGUUUAGGGCCUAAUUGCCUAAACCCUUUUGGAUUAGGUUUAUCUAUCUUAUCCGCCGUGAUUCAAUUUUCAUGAUAAAUUUCCGGUAGAUUUAAUUUGUGAAACUCCCAUGAUUCUCUCACGCUCCGUCUCAGUGCUUCAUUUGUGUGGAGUUUCCUCGGCGCCGAAGCUCUUAUCUCAGAAGCUCAAGGUCUCGUUUGCUCUCGCUUAUGGUUCUUCUGCGUCUUUCCGUUUGUUCUCUCUCAAUCGAUCUAACGGGAAAUGGGUUCGUGGGUUUGCGUCUGCUACCGAAGCUGAAGUAGAGAAAAAGGGUAAUGAUACGUUCUUCGCGGACCAUGCUGUUUCUUGGAAGUCUCUUGGGUUAUCGGAUACAGUCUCUGUUGCUCUUCGAGCUUCUGGGUUUGAUAGACCGUCUCUUACUCAGGCUGUUUGCAUACCUUCUAUAUUGUCCGGGAAAGAUGUGAUUGUUGCAGCAGAAACCGGUAGUGGUAAGACACAUGGAUAUCUUGCUCCAAUAAUCGAUCGAUUGACCAACACCGCUCUUGAUUCCGAGCAUGUGAAUGGAAAUGAAAGGCGGAUUCCACUUAAGAACAUUUCUCUGAUUCUGUGUCCAAAUGUGAUGCUGUGUGAACAAGUGGUUCGGAUGGUUAAUGGUCUUCUUGGAGAGGAUGGUAAUCCACUUCUCAGAGCUGAAGCUGUUUGUGGGUCACAGGGUUGGCCAGAUAAACAGCCUGACAUUAUUGUUUCGACACCUGCUGCUCUUCUGAAUAACAUUGAGCCAAAAAGAAACAGGCGUGUAGAGUUUCUUCGAUCAGUCAAAUAUGUGGUCUUUGAUGAAGCUGAUAUGCUUCUGUGUGGAAGCUUCCAGAAUCAGAUUAUUCGUCUGAUAAACUUGAUGCGGUUUGAUGAGAAACAAGUGUCUCGUUUGGCUUUAUCCCAAGAUGGCAAACCAAUGGAGAUUGAUGCCACUUUAGCCCAAUUUGAUCUAGAAAUUGAGGAUGAUGCAGAAAUCGGAUCUAUUUCUGAGGAAGAGGAAGAAGAAGUCGAGUAUGUCGAUGAUAGAGAACAAAUGCCUACUGUUGAAACUGAAACUGGGUCAGAUACCAAAAAGGGCUGGAGAAGAGUAAGAAAGGUCUAUAGCCGUAGUAAGCAGUAUAUUUUUAUUGCAGCCACGCUUCCAGUUAACGGAAAGAAGACUGCUGGUGGAUUGUUGAAACAUAUGUUUCCAGAUGCUAUCUGGGUUAGCGGAAACUUUCUUCACCGAAACAGUCCUAGACUAAAGCAGAAAUGGGUUGAAGUCACAGUAGACACACAAGUUGAUGCUCUUCUAGAGGCUGUAAGCAACAACAACAACAUCACAGACAGGACGAUGGUGUUUGCAAAUACCGUUGAGGCUGUUGAAGCAGUAGCUGAUAUAUUGGAGAAAGCUAGGAUCCAGUGUUAUCGUUACCACAAGAACCAUACUCUUGAAGAACGUGCUAAUAUAUUAGCUGAUUUCAGAGAAAACGGCGGUGUUUUUGUUUGCACUGAUGCUGCUGCCCGUGGAGUUGAUGUUCCUAACGUCUCACACGUUAUUCAGGCAGAUUUUUCUAGCUCUGCAGUGGAUUUCCUUCACAGGAUAGGUCGAACAGCUAGAGCUGGGCAAUAUGGGACGGUGACCAGUCUAUACACCGAGGCUAACCGUGAUUUAGUGGAAGCAAUCCGUCAAGCAGUGCAGGCGGGUCAGCCUGUGGAAACUGCAUUCAGCAGGAAAAGAGGUUUCAGGAACAAGCUUAAGAAGAGAGCUUUUCUAAAAGCUGGAGAAGUAGAGGAGCCUCAAGCUUUGCGAGUUUAAGUAGAUCACACUGAUAUGUUGUAUAUAAAGCUACCGUAAAAUGGAAUAAUCAGUUUUUUUUUUUAUCAUUUUUGUUGUUGUUCCAAAAAUGAGAUAUGAAUAUGAUGAUCCCUGUAGUUCCAAUUUUUUUGAGAUAUUAUUUUAUCUAAAGCUGAGAUAUUAAGAAACAAA